AGAAUGGAUUCCUUUCCUGUGUUCAGCAACAUUUAUCUAUUGUUUGGGUGAGUGCCAAGCCUGGUCUGGUGACUCGUAGAGUUGAACCUCUCCCCUAGGAGAGCUAACAGAUUUGGCGAGCCAGCCAGGAAGCCAUGCCCACAAAGCAGCUGCCACUCCCAGUGGUUAACUCCUUAUAAGAGAGACAGAAAGGAUGGUCCCAAGCAGCUGCUAUAAUCAUUUUCAUUUAGGACUGGAAUAGACCGAUUUUUAAAAUAACAAAACAAAACUAAACAAAACAUCAUUUGGUGAAGCAGAGAAACAAAUUUUUGGAGUCCACGGACCAUUAGGAUGAGAAUCCUGAAAGCUCUCCUAGCUAGCCUUAUGGUUCUUUCCACCUUCGUGACUUCAAGCAAUGCACAGUGCUAUUUAAUAGAUAUGGAGAAUGCUCAAGAAUGCAAGGAUGCCGAUGGAGUCACACAUGUAUUGAACUCGAAAUGGAAAAAUGAGAAGUGUGAGGACUGUUUUUGCACUCAACGUGGAAUAAGCUGCUGUAGCUCAAUUUCUGUACCUGUUGGUUUUGACAACGACAAGUGUGAGAAAGUCUUCCACAAGUCGAGCUGCAGUUAUACUGUGGUGGAGAAGAAUAAUCCAGAAAAGCCCUGCCCUAUUGAAUCCUGGAUAGCAUAAUAUUCUUCCGAUGCUCCAAGCCUGAUGGGACCCAGGCCCUCCCAGACUAGGCCUCAUUCACCUAUGGUCUUUAAUAGCCUGUGAUUGUAUAGCCCUACCUAUCAAUAAAAAAAUAUUUUG
Molecule: messenger RNA, 789 nt
Organism: Sciurus carolinensis (gray squirrel)
Lineage: Eukaryota; Metazoa; Chordata; Mammalia; Rodentia; Sciuridae
Gene: Msmb
Product: microseminoprotein beta
Exons: 4
Coding region: 331-669 (112 amino acids)
Source: RefSeq, a predicted model, not a curated record